Molecule: messenger RNA, 1047 nt
Organism: Rhopalosiphum padi (bird cherry-oat aphid)
Lineage: Eukaryota; Metazoa; Arthropoda; Insecta; Hemiptera; Aphididae
Product: ATP-dependent DNA helicase PIF1-like
Exons: 1
Coding region: 1-1047 (348 amino acids)
Biological process (GO): telomere maintenance; DNA repair
Molecular function (GO): DNA helicase activity
Source: RefSeq, a predicted model, not a curated record
AUGUCACCGGGACCGCAACUCACGGUGGUCGAUCGCUUGCUCAAGGACGUCAUGAGCUCGGAAUCGCCGUUCGGCGGUAAACCGGUCCUGUUCGCGGGCGACUUCAGGCAGAUACUGCCCGUAGUCCGCAGGGGAAACAGGAGUGCCGUCGUCAUGUCGUCUAUCAAACACAACUCCCUGUGGCAAAACUCGGAGAAGUUUGAACUGACGCGAAACAUGCGCGCCGGCAACGACGCGGUCUUCGCGGAUUGGUUGCUCCGGCUCGGCAGCGGCCAACUGCCGACGGUCGACGGUGUCCCGGACACCGUCGAAAUCCCUCGGGAAAUGGUAUGUGACGUUGCUGAUUUAAUUGAUUUUGUUUACCCGCAGCACAUGUCGUUGGCUAACGUCGACGAUUUCGCUCGGAAAAUCAUUCUGUGUCCUAGGAACGAGGAAUGCAGGCAAAUCAAUCGCAAGGUGCUCCAACGCAUCGAGGGCGCUGAAAGAACGUACACGGGCGUAGACUCUGUGGUGAUGGACGAUCCCGACGAGGUAGCAAAUUACCCCACCGAGUUCCUAAACUCACUAGAACUUAACGGCCUGCCGCCGUUCAGAUUGACACUCAGGGUAGGUGCUGUAGUCAUGUUGCUAAGAAAUCUCGAUCCUAAGCGAACACUGUGUAACGGUACAAGGUUAGUGGUCACCGAGCUCCGGCGACACAACUUUAAGGCUAGAGUUUUGUCUGGUAAUGUUGAUGCACAGGAGGACGUCGUCAUACCAGCGAUACCCAUGACUUCGGGUAGUGGAGACGACGUGCCUUUCGAAAUGAGGCGGGUUCAAUUCCCAGUAAGGUUAUCGUUUGCUAUGACAAUCAUCAAGUCGCAAGGACAGACGUUUGACCGAGUUGGAUUGCUUCUGUCGGUGCCCGUGUUCACACACGGGCAACUGUAUGUUGCAUUUUCGAGAGUGAGGAACGCUCAAUCUGUCAGAGUCGGCAUGUACGAUGAUGGCAAUGGGCGGUUUGUCACAAAGAACGUUGUGUACAGGGAAGUACUACCAACGGGGUAA